AUGCUCCCGUCACGAUCCCUCUUCAGCUCAGCCCUCGGGCUGCUGGCCACCCUAUCAUGCAGCCCGGCGGCCCUCGUCUCGGCGCAGGUGCACACCGACUGCCAGCCGCUGAACCGGACCGACUGCCCGCCCGACCCGGCCUUCGGCAUGGACUUCAACUUCAACUUCAACGCGACGCCCAGCAAGAGCGCCUGGGAGACGACCGUGGGGCCCGUCGACUUUGACAAGGACAACGGCGCCAUCUUCACCAUCAAGAAGAAGGGCGACUCGCCCACCAUCCGCACAAAGUUCUACAUCUUCUUCGGCCGCAUCGAGAUGCACCUCAAGGUCGCCCCCGGCGUCGGCAUCAUCAGCUCCAUGAUGCUGCUGAGCGACUGCCUCGACGAGAUCGACUGGGAGUUCAUGGGCGGCAACGACACCCACGCCGAGACAAACUACUUCGGCAAGGGCGUCCAGGACUACCACAACGCCAUCUACCACCCGGUCGCCGGCGGCGUGCAGUCGACCUUCCGCAACUACACCACCCACUGGACCAAGGAUGCUCUCGACUUCUACAUUGACGGCAACAAGGUCCGGACCCUGCUGCCCAAGGACGCCAACAACACCUACUACUACCCCCAGACCCCGAUGCGGCUUUCGCUCGGUAUCUGGGCCGCCGGCGACCCGAGCCAGCCCAUCGGCGUCAAGGAGUGGGCCGGUGGAGAGACCGACUACAAGAAGGGACCCUUUACCAUGAUGGUGAAGAGCGCCCAGAUCACCGACUUCAGCUCCGGCAAGGAGUACUCGUACGGUGACAAGUCGGGCUCUUGGGAGAGCAUCAAGAUCGCCUCGGGCAACUCCACCGUCGCAGCGACCAUCAACGCGCCGCCUGAGAAGUCCAUCGCCGAGAAAUGGAAUGACCUUCCCCAGCUGAGCAAGACGGCCGUUUACGCGUCCGGCGCGGGUGUGGCCGCCAUCAUCGUCUCCGCUCUCCUGUACUACUUCAUCAGGCAGCGCAAGAUCGGCGCCAAAGAGGCCAAGCUCGCCGAGGAGAGGCAGCGCCAGGAGCGUCUGGAACUGGAGCAGUUCAAGAAGGCCGGCAUUGACCCCGACAGCUUCCGCGAGGAAGGCCAGGAGUACAAUGCCAAGGAGAUGCGCGAUGAAGGCAUGACCACUAGCAACGCGUACUCGAUUCCCGCCAGCCCCUCCAACGAGAAGGCUUGGGCGGCGGCGGGCGCCGCGGCCAGUAUCGGCGCGGGAGCGGGAGCCGGUGCAGCUGCUGCUUCGGGCAUGCGCAGCCCCGUGCCUCUGCUGGCCAAUGGUGCGCAGAGCCCCCGAGGGCAGAGUCCAGGCCCUUUCAACCAGGGCGGUUACGGCAUGGACCGGACCGGGUCCCCUGCGCCCGCGCACCCACCGCCAAACUUCCCUCUGCCCGCAACCCCUGCCAACAGGAGCUUCUCGACGCCCAACCCCGACAUGAGGCACGGCUCGCCCGCCCCGUCUGCCGGAGGCUACUCCGACAUGGGCAGGACUCAGAGCCCUCGGCCCAUGGCUCCGCCGCAGCGUAGCUUCACUUCAAACAGCUACGGCAACGGUGGCGGUGGAUAUGGCGGCGGAGGUCAGGGCUAUUCGGGCCACCAGCCUGGGUAUGGAGGCAAUGGCAACGACGGAUACUGGCGGUGA
This is a messenger RNA of Thyridium curvatum, 1662 nucleotides long. RefSeq lists its product as uncharacterized. Gene Ontology annotation, cellular component: fungal-type cell wall. Gene Ontology annotation, biological process: carbohydrate metabolic process; fungal-type cell wall organization. The record is from RefSeq and is a predicted model, not a curated record. Gene Ontology annotation, molecular function: hydrolase activity, hydrolyzing O-glycosyl compounds; glycosyltransferase activity. The transcript is spliced from 2 exons. Lineage: Eukaryota; Fungi; Ascomycota; Sordariomycetes; Thyridiales; Thyridiaceae. Bases 1 to 1662 code for a protein of 553 amino acids.